GAAAUGGCUUCAGAGUUGAUGUAGUCCUGUUUUGUAAACAAAACACCUGUUUUUUCGUUCAAUUCAAGGUUUUUAAAUUUCAAGAACAGAUUUGAAGAACAGGGACAUUUUGCAACCCCUGGAUUAUUUUCAUAACGCGAUAUGCAAAAUAGUCAGAAAGAUGACUGAUGGAGAUAAUUUCAGUACUACCUUAGCUUACACUAAAAGCCCUAAAGUUUCGAAAAGAACAACGUUUCAGGAUGAGCUGCAGGCAGCAAUUUCUGCUCGAGCAGGAAAGCAUAAUACCGGUACUGAAGAAACACAUUACUAUUCAGAUGACUUUGAUGAUGUUGAUGAAGAUGAUAUACUCAAAGAAUUUUUGGCAUCAAAGAAAAACAAAUCCAAUACGGGAAAAAAAAAAAAUAAAGCCAAUGAUUUUAGGUUAUCAGAUGAUGAUGCUGAUGAAAAUAAUGAAAAACCCAAGAAAGUGUCCUUUCUAAAAACCAGAAGAAAAAGUGCUUCCAUAUAUAUUGACGACUCCGAUCUUGACACAAAUAAUGGUGUGACAGAAAAACAUGGGAAACAAAAUAGCCAAAGGAAGUCCACUCCAUCCCUUCAAUCUGAAACGAGUCACCAGAUAUCCAGGAUUGGUAAGCAGUGGGAUUCUACAUCGUCUCUACAUUCAGAGAAGAGUCAGAAGUGGCUUAAAAGAGAUACUGAAGAGGAUGGAGAACGACCUACCCCACACCCCAGGGAACGCAGUCAAAGGAGCACAUCUUCUGCAGGCAGUCUCCAAGAAGAUGUUCCCAAGCCAAGGCCACAGGAAAGGAAUUUAAGUAGCAGAAAUGCAGAAGGUGGUAGCAUGGGACAAGAUGAGACAUCUUUGAGCAGACCACCUACAUCAUCAGCCUCUAUUCCCUUAUCCCAAAAUGGGAGGAGCAGCCAAACCUCAUUAUCAGAAAGAAAGGCAAACUCAAGGAGCCCUAGCCCUCAGAGUUCACAGCCAAAAAGCUCCCACGAAUCCUCCAUCUCUUCAAGGUUUAGUAGAUACCCUUCCUCUUCAGUUGAUGGGAGACUUUCAGACGCUUUCCUAAAGUCUAGAGAGGGAUCUUUCACAAAAGAGCGGGAAAACACAGAGGACAAGAAUGACGAAGCAGGAAAGAUGGAGAGUGAAGAGAAAUCUGGCACACUAAUGGAACUGAUGAUGGCUGAAGCAGAAGGGACCGGCAGACAGUCAUUAUCUCUUGAUACACAGGUUCACAACAACCACAGUGCCUCGCCACCCACACUCAGGCAGGAAAAGGAGCAGCAGAUUAUGGCUCAUGCAAUGACGCAAAUCUUACAGGACAAUACUCAGAGAACCCAGGAAGAAGUUGGAGAUGAGCAGGACAAUGGUACAAGUAAUUCAAGUCUUGUGAAUGAACCAUUAUCAACGGGCAGGCCUUUAAGUUCACAAACACAGAGCUUUAGGAAAGGAAGAAGCCCCCGUCCUUACACUGCAGAAUCUCGGUAUCUGGGGACAUUAAAAAUUUUAGACCAAAAAAAUCCUCAGGAGAAAACAAACCUUGAGGCAGCAGAUACAAUCAGAGCUGUGAUUUACCAGGAAUGGCUUAAAAAGAAAAAGCACAGUUCUCACGAACAGCUAAAAACUAAGAAGCUGGAGGAACAACUGAAAGAAGAGAAAAUAAAAAAGGAUGAGCUGAACAAAAAACAGGAGGCAAAGGCAUCAUUUGAAGCCUGGAUGCAACAGAAAACAAAAGUAAUAAAAGCUACAGUGAAGGAGAAAAUGGAUGAGAACAAGAAGAAACAAAAAGAAGAGGAAGAAAAAGAGGAGAAAAAGGAACUGGCAAAAAAGGUUUUUGAAAAAUGGAAGGAAGAAAAAGAUGAUAUUCUAAAAAAAAAAUACAUAAAGGAUAAACAAGCUGAGAGAAAUCUCAAACAGAAACAGGAAGAGGAGAUUUUAAAAAAGAAACGAGAAUCCGUUUCUGCAUUUAAUAAAUGGAAUGAGACAAAAGAAGACACUAUCCAUGAGAAGAUCAAGACUGAGCGCCAGCAAAAAAAAGUGAUGCGGGACAUGGUUAUGUCACAAAAGAAAGAGAAGGAUAAGAUGGCUUUAGAUACAUAUGAAGCAUGGCUGGUAAGGAAAGAAAGACAAGAGAAAAGAGAACAAAAGCAAAGAAAGCUACGAGCAAUUCUGCAGGACGAGCCCCCUCCUCCGUGGAGCCCCCCCAGUAAAACUGUACCUUUUGGGAAAUAACCAACACCAUUAGUGAGAUUGAUGUCAAUUGUUUUUACAGCCUUCAUUUUUUAUACAGGGAAAUAGUUGUUUCUAUCUUUUGUGUCUUAUUUUGCAAAAUAUAUAUUAAUUGUUCUGGUUAAAUCAGCAAGAAUGUUUUUUUUUUUUUUAAUUUAA
This is a messenger RNA of Polyodon spathula (Mississippi paddlefish), 2392 nucleotides long. RefSeq names its product microtubule-associated protein 9 (gene map9). The record is from RefSeq and is a predicted model, not a curated record. The transcript is spliced from 14 exons. Gene Ontology annotation, molecular function: microtubule binding. The coding region runs from base 161 to 2236 and encodes 691 amino acids. Gene Ontology annotation, biological process: regulation of mitotic cytokinesis; mitotic spindle assembly; mitotic cytokinesis. Lineage: Eukaryota; Metazoa; Chordata; Actinopteri; Acipenseriformes; Polyodontidae. Gene Ontology annotation, cellular component: astral microtubule.